Messenger RNA from Drosophila busckii, 5029 nucleotides. It is a transcript of the gene Gcn2, whose product is annotated as eIF-2-alpha kinase GCN2. Gene Ontology annotation, molecular function: protein binding; ATP binding; eukaryotic translation initiation factor 2alpha kinase activity. NCBI's taxonomy places the organism in Eukaryota, Metazoa, Arthropoda, Insecta, Diptera, Drosophilidae. The record is from RefSeq and is a predicted model, not a curated record. The coding region runs from base 269 to 5029 and encodes 1586 amino acids. Gene Ontology annotation, cellular component: cytosol. The transcript has 11 exons. Gene Ontology annotation, biological process: DNA damage checkpoint signaling; regulation of translational initiation by eIF2 alpha phosphorylation.
UUAUGCAAUUAGCUGUCACGACUGAUAAGAGUAAUUGAUUUGCUACCACUUGAGACUCGAGGCAAUCUGCAAAGUGAUGCUGUACGUUGUCGACAAAGAAACAGCUGCUACAGCAAAAUCAACACACCGGCGGCAAAAUUCAUAACAAAAACAACACCCACACACACAUACGCAAAUAAAAUAAGACACCAAUCAGUAUUUGUGGCGACUGCAAGAAGCAGUGGUUUUACUUACCCAGCUGAGAUUUAAUGAACAAAUUGGCAGCUAAAUGGCAGCGAAAGAAUCAUUUCGCGAAAAGCAGACACAGGAAUUGGAGGUUAUAGAGUCCAUAUUUGGAGCGGAUGUAGAGAACUUUAGACCACGGACCAAAGACGGACAAUGGAAGCCCACAGAUAUACGCAUACUCUUGACGCCGCUGCGGGAUUCAUCCAAUGGAUUGCCGCAAGCAUAUGUUUGCACAAAAUUGCAUGUUACUUGCCCGUCCAAGUAUCCAAAGCUAGCGCCCAAAAUAGUGCUGGAGGAGUCCAAAGGCAUUUCAGAUCAGCUGCUGCAGGCGCUGCUGGCAAAACUGCAAGCACAAUCAGAAGAGUUGCGUGGCGAGGUUAUGAUCUAUGAGCUGGCACAAACUGUGCAGGCUUUUCUAUUGGAGCACAACAAACCGCCAACGGGUUCAUUCUAUGAUGAAAUGUUGCAGCAAAAGGAGAAACGCGAAAAGGAGUUGUACGAUAUGCAAAAGCAAAAGGAAACAAUUGAGCGUCAAACGCUGAUAGAUGAGGUAGAGCGACGCAAGGAAAUGUUUAAAACAGAAGCCAAGCGACGUGGUGAACCCAGACGGAGCAUGAGCGAGUCGAAUAAUCGCCAUCCCAGUUCCUCAGAGAGCUCAGAGAACUCCUCUCCCUACUAUCGUGGUCAUAUGUAUCCAAAUAAGUGCCUAGAUCAUCGCAACACUGAAACGCUCUACUUUCACAAAAUGGGCAGGCAAAUACAGCGUGGAUGUUGCUUGGGUCAUUCGCAGCGUGGCUGCAUAGCCUACACUGGCAUUGAUAUACACAGUGGACAGCUACUUUAUAUAACCGAGUGGAACAUCAAGUACUCGCAACUGGAGCCGCCGUGUGCAGGCAAUGGCAAGUGUCAUUGGAGUUCUGAACCGAAAUGUUUGGGCAAUCAUCGCGUCGAAGAGCUCAUUGCCAGCAUUGAGAAGCAGGUGGCAUUAUUGGCGCAGUUGCAACAUAAAAAUCUCAUACAAUACGAAUGUGUGCUGUGCAUUAAGCGCAAGGAGGGCUUGCUCUUAUACCUGGUGCAAGAUUUCUUGCUGGGCACUAGUGUUCUAAGCAUAUCCUCUUCUUUGGGCUGGUGUAUGGAUGGGGCACGCAUGGUGGCACGUGGAGUCCUAGAUGCGCUGGUAUAUCUGCAUAAUAUGGGCGUCUCGCAUAGUCAUCUGCUAGACAGCACCGUUUUCAUGGACAAUGUGGGCAAUAUACGCUGCACAGACUUUUCAUUGGUACCCAGUUUGCUGGAACUGAUUGGUGGUGCGGGACAGACAAGCAGUCGUGGUGAUUUGCCAGCCUUGGGCGCCUUAGUUGAGGCACUGAUGCCCACCAAUAGCUAUGAGAUGCGGGACUUUGUGGAUAAAUGCAAUUCGGAUCGCACAUUGUCUGCAUCGGAGCUGCUGGAGCAUCCAUUUUUGCGCAGCAUUGUGGACACUGGACAGCAGCUACAGCAAACACAGCAACGCAGCACAUUGGUGCCCAGCACAUUGUCACUGCAACGAGGCGUGGUGCCAUUUCAAAUACCCACACUAGCAUUGAGCCAAUCUCGAUUGCGCACUGAAUUCGAGGUGAUCAUGUAUUUGGGAAAAGGCGCCUUUGGUGAUGUGCUCAAGGUGCGCAACAUCUUGGACAAUCGACAGUAUGCCAUCAAGCGCAUACCGCUGCCCGCGCGCAGUCGUCAGCUGUAUAAGAAAAUGACCCGCGAGGUGGAGUUGCUGUCGCGUCUGAAUCAUGAGAAUGUUGUGCGAUACUUCAAUAGCUGGAUCGAGAGCGUUAGCGAUGCGGAUGCUGCCGAACUGGACAAGGUGCUAGGUGGAGAAUGGUCACAAAGUCAGGAGCUAAGCACUAAGCCUGCCAAGUCACCGCAGUUGGGACUGACGAUUGAAGAGGAGACAGAAAGCUCCUCCAGCAUGUGGAAUGGCUAUAUAGACAACAUGGAUUCCGAUUCGGAUGGCAUUGAAUUUGUGGACUCGAAUGGUCAGGUGGUCGUUUAUAGCGACGAUAAUAAUGAUGAUGAUGACGCUGAUGAUUUAGUUCAUGGCAAAACAAACUCACCACGCCCACAGAUGCAAGUGAUGUACAUACAAAUGGAAUUUUGUGAAAAAUGCACAUUACGCACUGCCAUCGAUGACAAUCUCUUUGAGAACACCGAUCGCUUGUGGCGUCUCUUUCGCGAAAUUGCUGAGGGUCUCUCGCACAUACAUCAGCAGGGCAUUAUACAUCGUGAUCUAAAGCCGGUUAACAUAUUUCUUGACUCCCAUGAUCAAAUCAAAAUUGGAGAUUUUGGCCUAGCCACCACUAGUUUCCUAGCACUGCAAUCACACACGGAGUAUCCAACGCAGUCCUUUACUCAGCAUGCAACAUCUACGGAGGAUGGCACUGGAACGGGCAAAGUGGGCACCACACUCUAUGUGGCACCCGAGCUAACCGGCAAUGCAUCCAAGUCGGUGUACAAUCAAAAGGUGGACAUGUAUACAUUGGGCAUAAUAUUGUUUGAAAUGGUGCAGCCGCCAUUUGACACCAGCAUGGAACGGGCGCAGACAAUUAUGGCGCUAAGAAGUUCUUCCAUUGUUAUACCCGAGGACAUGCUGCAGGAAAGCAAAUAUGAAAAGACCGUCAAGAUGCUCCGCUGGCUGCUCAAUCAUGAUCCUGAGCAGCGACCAACCGCUGAGGAGCUGCUUGCCUCGGAUCUAGUGCCACCACCGCAACUGGAGGCAAAUGAGCUGCAGGAAAUGUUGCGCCAUGUGCUGGCCAAUCCGCAGAGUAAAGCGUACAAAAAUCUUGUCGCCCGCUGCCUACAGCAGGAAAGCGAUGCCGUGCUGGAGCACACCUACCACUUGAGCAGCAGUCGCGCCAUGAAGUCUUGGAACUCUGCCAUUGUUAUCGAUGACAUUGUUUCGCUUAAUCCACUCAUGGAGUUUGUCAAGGCCAAGGUGGUGCAAGUGUUUCGAAAACAUGGCGCCAUUGAGGUGGAUUCACCGCUGCUGUCACCGCUUUCAGCUUUUAAUAGCUGCUCCAGCGCCAGCGCUAAUGCAGUGCCCCUAAUGACGCACUCCGGCUGUGUGGUGCUCCUGCCCUGCGACUUACGCACACAGUUCGCACGUCAUGUGGCUAUGAAUGGUGUGAAUCUCAUACGACGCUAUUGCGUGGAUCGCGUUUAUCGCGAGGAGCGCGUUUUCAACUUUCAUCCUAGGCAAAACUAUGAGUGUUGCUUUGACAUCAUCACGCCCAGCACCAGCAGCCAGCUGGUGGAUGCGGAGCUGCUUUCGAUGGCCUUCGAAAUCAGCAGUGAGUUGCCGCGCUUGCGUGAGCUUAAUGUGGCCAUACGCAUGAAUCAUACAAAUCUCUUGCGCUCUAUUCUCAUCUAUUGCAAUGUGCCCAAGUCUCAGUAUGGCACCAUCUUUGAGGGAACCAUGGACUUUAUUGAGGGACGCAUUUCACGCUUUCAGUUUCAUUCCAGCAUAACGGUUAUUAUGGAAAAAUCACGCACCUCCGCGCAGACUCUGAUGGAUAUGCUGCUGGCCAAUUUUCUGUUGACAGGCUCGAGAAGCAGCGUGGAUGAGUCUGCCUUGAAAUCGCUAAUGCGUGGCAAGGGCGAGGCGGCUUCACUAGCGCGCGCUGCAUUGCGUGAGCUAGAAACUGUUGUGGGAUUAGCCCACAGUCUAGGUGUUACCUGUCCCAUACACAUUUGGGCUGGCUUGCCGCUGAGCUUUGAGCGCGCCAGCAGCGGUGGCAUUGUCUGGCAAAUGACGGCGGAUCUGAAGCCGAACCGUUCGGGUCAUCCCUCAGUGCUGGCCGUGGGUGAGCGCUAUGAUGCCAUGUUGCAUGAAUUCCAAAAACAAGCGCAGAGCUUCAAUGCUGCUCUGCCCACACGUGGAGUGCUCAGUGGCGCCGGAUUAUCCCUUUCACUGGACAAACUUAUGGCUGCCGUGGGCAUUGAGUUCGAUAAAGACUAUCGCGCCAUUGAUGUGGGCAUCUGUGUCUGCGGUACACGUCCACCGCUCAAGGAUGUGACUUACAUAAUGCGUUUGCUCUGGUCUUUGGGCAUACGCUGUGGCAUGGUGGAGACGGCAAGCGGGGGUGGUGAUGAGGCGCAGGAUUUAGCGCGACUGGGUGCACAGCAUGUCAUACUAGUGGCAGAAAAUGGCGCCUUGCGUGUGCGCUCCUUUGAGCGUGAUCGCUUCCAGGAGCGGCAUCUAACGCGCGCCGAGCUGGUUGAGUUCAUUAAGAUGCUGCGUUCGGAGACCGUAAAUGCUGCUGCAGUUAACGUUGGUGUGGACUACACUAGUCAGAUGUCUAACAUGAGCAAUGCCGGUGGCAGUGGUGGGCGGGGCGAGAACGGACUGAGCUACUCCGCUUCUAAUUCCAGCAUCAAGAACAGCUAUCAACUGCCACAGCUUCAUGUAACGUUUCUGACGCACGACAAGCCCACGGCCAAUUUACGGCGGCGCCUGGAGAAUCAGGUGGCGCAACAGAUGAACUCCACCUUGUCGCAGUUUCUUAAGAAAGAGUCGUUUGAGGUGCUUGUCGUGGAGCUGCCACCCGCUGUGCUGAAUGCCAUGGUAGGUGCCAUUAAUCCGAGAGAGAUGCGCAAAAAAGAGACUGAGCCUGAAAUGAAUUUUGUUAUCGAAAGAUUUCCCAAGUACAAACGCUAUAUAUUCGAAAUAUACGAUGAGGUUCUGGACUAUCUAACUGAUGCCAAGUCACAAAUUGUAGCUCUAUACAGCAUUUCCGAUUCGUACUAUCGGGUAAUCAUCUGA